AUGGAACAAGGAUUUGGACCAGACAUCAUUCCCAUAGAGAUUGACAUGUUUCCUAUGGAGUCAGACAAUUUCCUUAUGGAGAGAGAGUUCUUCCAUAUGAAGUCAGAUCUCGUCUCUAUGGAGUCAGACGUCGUUCCCAUGGAGUCAGACAUUUUCCCUAUGGAGUCGACUAUCGACCCACAAGUCUCAGAACGCAAGUACGAGAAUGAUCCACUGCUAAAGGCCUUUGAGAUCAUGGAAAUCAUCGGUCGGUAUCGUACCAUGGUGCCAGCAACCGCAAGUGAUCGCACCAGCGACGGAAACAUUAUGUUUCUAUCCAAGAUGUGGUCUCAGAUCCGGGCGAAACAGCCGAUCCGAAUGAUUCUACCGGCUUUCCCCUUCAAGUCUCCGAAUCGGGGAAAUAAGACUUUGGGAAGCCUUCCUGACAAAGGCGAAGAGAUUUGUCUCGCGCACCUUAACGGACUCUGCGCUGCUAUUAGUGACGUCUAUGAAUAUGGAGCUAAGCUCACCAUUGUAUCUGAUGGCCUCGUGUACAACGAUAUCCUGGGCGUUUCUGAUAGAGACGUCUGGGAAUAUGGCCAUGCACUGAGGGAAAUGGUUGCUGAAAAUGAGUACGACCAUAUCGAUUUCGCCAGAUUGCGCGACCUUGUUCACAGCCAAGAGGACGUCAAACUUGACGGAGAGACGUACGAAAGGUUGGCCCCGGUGUUUCGCCAGGAACUAAUUGAACAGCACACACCGGUGGGAUUUGACGCCGCUGUUAUGAUCAAGUCAGACGAAAACAUCUGCACCACUUAUCGUGGAUACAUAAAGUUUUUGACCAAGGACUUGGAACAUCUUUAUGUAGAGAAUGGUACCACAUCUCGCAAGGCACACAAGAAGUACCUGGGGAAUGUUGCCAAAGCCAUGAUCACACGAGGUGCGGCCUUUGCAGAAGCCAUCAUAAAGAACUACCCAGGUUACAUCCGUCUUUCAAUUCAUCCAUCAAAUGGAUUAACCAAGAUCUCCAUAAAUGUUCUCCCGAGAUCUUCAAAACCAGUCACACCAUGGCACUCAGCACCCUGCUAUACUGUUGACGGCCGCUUCAUAUAUGGAUGGCGCGAAGUUUUCGAUGCUAACCCAGAAUUGGAGUUGGUCCACAAAAACGGGCGUCCAUGGUGCUACCGUUUUAAAUCUGAGCUGUAUAACUGGUCAUCGCCGGUAGCAGUCAAUCCCAUCUAUCCCUGUGGCAUGAUGGUUACGCCUGUCAAUCCAACCUCAAUAAGCCAGAUUGAAAUGGAGAAAGUGCAGGGUCUAGCACACGAGAGCUCACCAGUUGUCCUUCGCGGAUUUACAGACACCCAUGACCAUGAGCUAAUCGCGCAGAAAGCUGAGAGUAUUGACGCUUCUUACCUUUCAAUAUCCGACUUCAAUCCUGAAGAAAAAGCCGAAGAUGGUGAUUCACAAGAUUCGAAAAGCACUACCUUGUCAGGUUGGCUGCCCUACGAUGGGCCAACUGAGAUCAUGGAGGAUCAAGAAGCCCAUCACAUCAAGCAGUGUCCGGUCUCCUCUCCAGCCAAAUAUCAGCUCAUCAGUGCCCCUGGCCCUAUCUCAGAGAAUACCAGACGCAGUCUCUUCUCCGCAUCCUCUCUGUUGUUCCACCACCUUCCAGCCAGUUACACCGUCGGGAUGCUCCAACAACUUUCCUGGAACGCAGAGACUUCAUCCCACGACAUUGAGACCAGUUCCCUGCCCUUGAUCAUACCGCACUUUUCUCACGGCCGGCCCUGCUUCCGUUACCACUCGCUCCUCUCUCAAAGCAAUAUCACCUGUGAUCCCACUCUCAUCGCCAUCGAAGAUAUCUCAGACGCUGACUCAACUAGACUAUGCAAUGUUCUGAAUCCCCUCCUCUAUGACCGUAGAGUCUGCUAUUGGCAUACCUGGAAACAGGGAGACGUGCUCUUUUACGAUACUUUCACAACGACACAGACCUGGGAAUCAUUCGCCGGAGAACCAGUCCUUUUCAAGUUGUAUUCAGGAUAUCCAUCUUGA
Molecule: messenger RNA, 2031 nt
Organism: Aspergillus welwitschiae
Lineage: Eukaryota; Fungi; Ascomycota; Eurotiomycetes; Eurotiales; Aspergillaceae
Gene: xanB
Product: isocyanide synthase xanB
Exons: 4
Coding region: 1-2031 (676 amino acids)
Molecular function (GO): oxidoreductase activity
Source: RefSeq, a predicted model, not a curated record